Molecule: messenger RNA, 2455 nt
Organism: Anneissia japonica
Lineage: Eukaryota; Metazoa; Echinodermata; Crinoidea; Comatulida; Comatulidae
Exons: 8
Coding region: 477-2234 (585 amino acids)
Molecular function (GO): zinc ion binding
Source: RefSeq, a predicted model, not a curated record
ACCUUGAUCCAUUUUCUGACUCCAACCAUGCUGCUGCUCUUGGUUAAUUACACAUUGAUCUACUUGUUUAAUUCUUAUUAUAUAAUAUCUUGAAUCUUAAUAUACAAGUAUUAUCUUAUUGCAGAAAGAAUAUCGCUGCCACCACAACACAAGACCAGAGAGUUUGGAUACAAAUUCGAAGCGUCGAGUGGCUUCAAAACAUACCAACUGUAAUGCAGACAUGAUGAUUACUGUAAAAAACGUUAGCAAAGAUUCAAGGUAGUUUUUUUUUAGUACAUACUGUCAACAAAUUUGUAACAAAUUAAUGAUUGACUAGUGGUAAAAUAAUUAGUGGUUUAAUUGUCAAACAACCAGUUUGUGAUAAUUCCCCAUAAACAUGUUUCUAUUGUAGUACUACUGUACCUAAAAACUUUCUUUUUCAUAAUCAGUAUGUUCACUAUGUUGUUUUCUUUUAACAGAUUAAGGAUGCACUGUCAAUGAAGUAUCCAACAGCAGUACGAUUGAAGUACACACAUAACCACAAAGUUAUGUGUGCUGAUGCACUUAAGCAUAGGGAUGUUUCGGAAGAAGCAUCCAACUCUUUAAUCGAAUUGUUUAAAAGAAGGCAUGGACCAAAAGCAGCUGUUGAAAUGUAUAAGCAACAGUUGAUGCUGAAGUAUGGCGAGAAAUAUCCGGUCAUUGCUGCUGAUCGUUCGCUUUGCCCCGAUAUACCAUAUGCGCAUAGGUUAUACAGCAAAGUAUUCAAGGAACAAUACGGGAAUGCAUCAGAAGAGGAAAUGAUAACAGCUUUGGACAGCCAUGCCAGAAACUACAACGAAGAGAUUGGGAGCACCUGCAUGGCUGUGAAAGUUUUAAACGAUAAGCCUAUUGUUGCUGUGUGCACUCCAUUGAUGAAGCGCGUCCACGAGAACCUCAAGCAUUCUGGAGAAAUUGUCUUCAUGGACGCGUCCUCAAACAUGGAUCGCCACAAUUGUAGUGUUUUCAUCCUCUUAACACACAGUUGUGCUGGUGGUUUGCCACUGGGUGUUUUAAUCCCAACAUCAGAAUCAGAGGAGACAAUUGCCGAAGCACUAUCACUGUACAAAAUCAUUCUACCUCAGAGGUGUUUUGGUGGACGAGGUAUAAAGGGACCAACAGUUUUUAUGACUGAUGACUCAUCCGCGGAGCAAAAUGCUAUAAAAAAAGAAUUUCCGGAAGCAACAACACUCUUAUGCAUUUUCCAUAUUCUACAAGCUACGUGGAGAUGGCUAUGGAAUGGAAAAAAAUGCUUAUUAAAAUGUUUUUAUUAUGUGCUGACUUCAAGGUUUAUGCCAACAGACAAGAAUAUUACAAAACACAACAUCACUCAGAUUUCUGCAGUGGACUUUGAAGUUAGAAGUGGUCUUAAUGUGUACAACAUUAAUGUGGAAGUCGGCCACUGUACCUGCCCAGUAGGCAAAACUGGUGGACCCUGCAAGCAUCAAGGGUCUAUUGUAAAGCAUUACCAAUGUGCUACAUCCAACUUUGUACCUGUGAGCAACGCAGAGAUGAGGCUAUGCUUACAUAAGAUUGCAACAGGAAAGGAAGCAGCACCACUACCUGGCUUUUUUGAUGGCCUAACAGUGGCCAACACUGAAUUUCCCAUUGAUAACCAACAAGGUGAUGACAAUCCCCAAGACAUGCUAUUCGAUGACACCCAGGAUGUGUCUCAUGAAGACCCACAAGAUGUGAUUCUUGAUGACCCUCAAGGUGUGUGGCAUGAAAACCUGCAGAAUGUGCCUCAUGACGACCCUUAUGAUCGAACUUCAUCUGAACUAGUCGACAGUGCCACAGACACUCUGCGCUCCUUUUAUGACACAAUGAUCCUAAUGCUGCAGACUGACCCGGGUGUAAUGGGACCUGCAAUUAAUAAAUUUGAAGAAAACUUGAAACAUAUAAAGACCACCACACAUAUGUGUUCUGCCUUGAGCACAUUUGGAAAAUAUCAAGGUGUGACUGAAUCAUUGAUGACAAGAGGCAAUGACAGACUCAGAGGGAGUGGGAAAACCAUUGGCGUACAGCCAACUGCCACAGCAAGGCGGGCACAUAUGGGGCGAGGAGCCAGACGAAAGACGUCAGGGAGGCCAGCAAAGUCGUUCGUCAAAGAACAUGGCUAUUCAAUUGACAAGAAGAAAAGAAGGACAGCAGCUCCACACAGCCUUAGUCAUGCUGUGGAAUACAAUCAGUCAUUGGGAAAAUCACAUAGUGCUAAAUAAAAUGCUGAAUGCUGAAUAGCUUUUUGUGAUGAAUAAUUUAAGCUAAUUUAAAGAUGUACUACCAGUGAGCAUCAUGUAAAAAGAAAUAAACAUUUUAAUUCCAUAUUUGGAUUGCUUAAAUAACUUUUCUGUAUUCUUUUGCAUAAAUCCUUAAGAUGGUCAGUAUUCAAUUUAAAGAUUUUUGUAGUAAAAUGUCUGUAAAUCAAUGAAUCUACUUUCAA